This is a messenger RNA of Fukomys damarensis (Damara mole-rat), 4494 nucleotides long. It is a transcript of the gene Mmadhc, whose product is annotated as metabolism of cobalamin associated D. NCBI's taxonomy places the organism in Eukaryota, Metazoa, Chordata, Mammalia, Rodentia, Bathyergidae. The transcript has 8 exons. The record is from RefSeq and is a predicted model, not a curated record. Gene Ontology annotation, biological process: cobalamin metabolic process. The coding region runs from base 368 to 1258 and encodes 296 amino acids. Gene Ontology annotation, cellular component: mitochondrion.
CCCGGACGCAACUCCCAUUGCUUUUACCGCCGCCAUUUUGACGGCGGAGGAGUCAGGUUCUGGGACAGCUGGAGUUGGUACGGAUGGUUUCCGCCCGCGUUAGCCCCUCCAAAUUCGCCCGUCCUCGGGCCUCAGCUCUCGGUAUUGCCCCUUUUCCUGCGGAGCCCCUGUCUAAGUCUUUAGGUUCUUUGGAGCCUCCUUCCCCUUCAGCUCAGCUCAGCGUUCCCUCGAGCUCUUGUCGCACAGCCCUGUCUCGCCCGGACGCCCAGGACUGAAAGCCACCGUCCGCCCCCCACCCCGAUGGGGACUGCGCGGGCAAGGGACUGCUUUAUAAAAGAAAAGACUGCGUCUGUUUUCUCCACUAGAAAUGGCCAAUGUGCUCUGUAACAGGGCCAGACUGGUUUCUUACCUCCCAGGAUUUUAUUCUUUAGUUAAAAGAGUUGUCAAUCCAAAAGCCUUUUCAACAGCAGGAUCUUCAGGUUCUGAUGAAUCUCAUGUGGCCACUGCACCCCCAGAUAUAUGCUCUCGAACAGUGUGGCCUGAUGAAGCUAUGGGACCAUUUGGACCUCAGGAUCAGCGUUUCCAGCUUCCUGGAAAUAUAGGCUUUGAUUGUCACCUCAGCGGGACUGCUGCACAGAAAAAAUGCCAGGUUCAUAAAACUUUGCCUGAUGUUCUAGCAGAACCAUUAUCAGCUGAAAGACAUGAGUUUGUGAUGGCACAAUACGUAAAUGAAUUUCAGGGUAAUGAUGCACCUGUAGAACAAGAAAUUAACAGUGCAGAAACUUACUUUGAAAGUGCCAGAGUUGAGUGUGCAAUCCAAACAUGUCCAGAAUUGCUGCGAGGAGACUUUGAAUCAUUAUUUCCAGAAGUGGCUAAUAACAAACUAAUGGUUCUGACUGUAACACAGAAAACUAAGAAUGAUAUGACUGUUUGGAGUGAAGAGGUAGAACUUGAAAGAGAAGUACUCUUAGAAAAGUUCAUUAAUGGUGCUAAGGAAAUUUGUUAUGCUCUUCGAGCGGAAGGCUACUGGGCUGACUUUAUUGACCCAUCAUCUGGUGUGGCAUUUUUUGGACCAUAUACAAACAACACUCUUUUCGAAACAGAUGAACGCUACCGACAUUUAGGAUUCUCUGUUGAUGAUCUUGGCUGCUGUAAAGUAAUCCGCCAUAAUCUCUGGGGUACCCAUGUGGUUGUAGGAAGUAUCUUCACUAAUGCAACACCAGACAGCCAUAUUAUGAAGAAAUUAAGUGGAAACUAGCAGAAAUGUCAUUUUAUUUGCUCUGCCAUUUGUAUGUAAAUGGAUUGAUCAAUAUAAACAUUGUCAAAGACUUCACUUUUUAAAAUAUACUUAUUUUGGGUAUUUUAUUUCAACAUAUACAGAUUUACAGUGUUGCUGAGUGAUUGGGAUUUUAAAAUAAAUGUUAAUUAUUCAUACUGUUAUUGAAUACAUGUUAAGCAUACCACAUUUGUACAGAAUGUGGUAAUUAACAUAAGCGAGGUGUGAUUUAUUUUAUGAAGUCUCCCCUUUAUUAGAAAAAUCUUAGUUUCAGUUUUUUUCAAAAAAUAAAUCAUACAUUUGGUUAUAUGUGGCUUUUUCAUUACAAUUUUUUAAAAACUAAUUUUUGAUUCUUCGAAGUUACAUUUUUUAAAUUAUUUUUUCUUUUAGUAAUGUAGUUAAUUCUCAGUGUAUUAUAGGCUUUCCUUUCUCUAAUAUUCUUUUUCUUUAUUGUCUAUUAUGUGUCCUGGUAUUAGUUUGAGUAUUACUUUGAAAUAAUAGAUGAGCAACUAAAAAAAGAAUAAAGAUAAUAAAUAACAUCUUUAUAUAUAAAAGUAUAUGAAUCUCAUUCUCCUUUGUGGGGGGCAUGGUUAUUCUUUUUUGGAGAGGGGUUAUUAAGUCCAUAGAGAACUGAGUCACAUCCCCAGCCAUUUUUAUUUUUAGUCAAACCUUCACUAAGUUACCAAGAGUAGCCUCAAAUUUGCAAUCCUCCUGCCUCAGCCUCCCUAGUUGCUGGGAUUACAGGUAUGUGCCACCAUGUGGAGUAUGAAUCUCAUUUUUAUGCACUGAAUAACUCUUACUCCUGAGUUGAGACAGAUAAAAAUAAAACAUUUUCGGAUAAAACUAUCUCUUGGCUGCCAGCAUUUGCAUGAUUACAUUGCAAAAGUGACUCUUAUGACUGUUUAAGUUUUUAGCAUUAUGAACUUUAAAGAAAUUAUCUGUCAUUUGUGAGGCUUUUGCUAAUAGAAAAAAAAAUCUCAGGAGAAAAAACAGUGCCAACUGCAUUAAUUGAAAUGAACUUUUUCCUUUGGUAAAAUGCCUAUUUUUUUUUAAAGGUUACAUAGAAAUGAUUAUUUUUUUAUUUAUAACUCUUUAACUCUUCUGUAAUUUCUGGAAAAUGGAUUAUGAUCUAAACAGUACAAGCAGUACAAGUUUUUAUUCAUUAUGAAAAAUAAUUUCUGUAGCAUUUUGAAAUAAAAUUAUUGAAAUGUGUGUGUGUGUAUAUAUCUAUAUAUAGAUAUAUGCAUGCCAUAAUCCUUGAUAAAUUUUCAUCUUCAUCACCAGCGUCCAUUAAAAAAAAUAACACACACACAACCAUUCUUUUCCUUCCCAGGCAUUUUCACCCUCUCGCGGAUAACUGCUAUUUAGAUUUCCUAUAGUGUAAGUUGAUUUUGUCUAUUUGAUGCUUUAUGUCUGUGAAACCAUAUAAUAUGUUUACUUUAGUGUCUGGCCUCUAUUUGGGCUUUUUCUACUUUACACCAUUCUUCUGUGAUGUUUCCUUAAAACUUCUGUUUGCUUUAACAAUUGUGAAAGGCCAUCGACUGAUGGAAAAUGAUAUUUACAGGUGGCUGUGGCUAAGUACAGUAUUGCAGGGGGGUGCACAUUGUGGUGAGACUCCUUUUUAUGAUUUUGCUAAGAGAACUUCCAGAAACAUAGCAUGAUAAGCAGUUACUUCCAGUUUAAAAAUUUCUAAACUGUUACAGCAACAAUCAGUUUUGGGGGACUUACUGAUGAUAAUAGUGGAAAGUGAGUAUUAUGUAUUACAGUAAGAAAACACCUCAGGUUUCAGUUUCAUCUUGUUCAAGACAGUGAACAAGAAAUAAUUAUUUUAAAUUAUUCAUUUAAACAUCACAUUGCUAUCUUUUAAAAUCAGACCAAGCCAUUAAAUUUUAUAUUAAAUGUGUCACAGGAAAAAGAACAAUGAAACUUAAGCUUUGACAAGAGUUUAGGAAUUUUGGUAAAGAAGUUAAAUGUUGAAAAGGAUCUUUUAGAUCAUUUGCUCCAUAUCACUCAUUUUUUUAGACCAAAUGCAAAAUGAUAAAAGCAUGGUCACUUAGCUAAUGUUAAGACUGCACUGAAGCUUGGCUGUUACUCCAUUAUUUAUAUCCUUUCCAUAUUUGCUCUUCAUGGUUAUUAAGAAUUCUAAUGUCUUAUGGAAAAUAGCAAAAAGUCGUAAAUUUUAAGAUAAAAAAUUAAGGGUUAACUAGCUGCUUGCUACAUGUUUUAGAUAAAUUUAGGAAUUCAUUCCGUUGAACUUUCAUGCUCAAUUUCUUUGAAAAUUACUGAAACGUAUCAAAAAAUUCAAUUAUAGAAUGCUAUACUUCAAACAAGUUCUUAAGCUUCAUUUAAAACUUCCAUGUCUUAGGCGUCCCUAAGUUUAGGUUAAUUUCAACCUAAACUUUGUAUUUUAACAAAAUUCUGCUUUUAGUUCUUUCCUCUUGUUCUCUGAUUCUCUGGUGUUUUACGUACCUUUGCACUAUUUAAAUUUUGAACCAAGUAAUUCUUUACUGUGGGAACUGUCCUUUAUAUUGUAGUGUACUUAGCAGCAUUUCUUGUCCUCUGCCCACUAGAUAAUAGCAGACUCAUUGUCAUGACAAAAAUGUCUCCACAUAUCACCAGGUUUCCAGUAGAGGACAAAAAACCUUUCAUACCUAAAGUCAAAUUCACCAUCCGGUUCUUAUCUGACAACCCUCUAGUGGAGAACCACUGAUUAAAGCACCUUCUAACUUAGUGGUCUUCAAGUUUAGUUGUAUAUUUGGAUUACCUGGGAAAACAUGUUAAUGGUAUUGCUGAUUUGGCCCUUAUCCACAGCCUGAGUUCUUUAGUCCGUUGUCAUCGGGAAUCAGUACUUUUUAAAAGUUUCUAGGUUCUUUAUUCUGUCAGGGUUAGAAUCAUGAGAAUGACUUGAAGUUUAAUGAAUUAAAAAUCUGGCAAUAAGAGUAAGCAGGCUACAAUCACUGAUUUUAUAGAUACAAGAAUGAAGGCUCUAAAGUUUUGCAUUAAUCAGGCCCAAAUCUAGGAUUUCUUCUGUCCCCCACUUUAGGAAACCCUUCCUGACCACUCUUCAUUAAUCUUGUCUUUCCCUUUACUGUAUAGUACUUGGUUAACACCACACUAUUUUGCAUUUGGUUAUAUUGCACUAGUACACAAUUCUUUGGGCUUUGUGUUAAAUUUAGUCUCCCAUACCUGAGAAGUAGGAAUCCAACUUCCUGCUGAAA